Strongyloides ratti is the source of this 1011-nucleotide messenger RNA. RefSeq names its product Cystathionine beta-synthase. NCBI's taxonomy places the organism in Eukaryota, Metazoa, Nematoda, Chromadorea, Rhabditida, Strongyloididae. The coding region runs from base 1 to 1011 and encodes 336 amino acids. Gene Ontology annotation, molecular function: cysteine synthase activity. The record is from RefSeq and is a predicted model, not a curated record. Gene Ontology annotation, cellular component: cytoplasm. The transcript has 2 exons.
AUGAUGAAUAAAAUUUGUAAUAAUGCUGAAGAGUUGAUAGGAAAUACUCCAAUGGUUUAUCUUAAUAAAAUUACUAAAGAUGUAGAUGCUAAAAUUGCUGUUAAACUUGAAUAUUUUAAUCCAUCAUGUUCUGUUAAAGAUAGAGCUUCUGUUGCUAUGAUUGAUGAAGCAGAAAAAAAUGGAAAGAUAACUCCAGGAAAGACUGUUCUUAUUGAAGCAACUUCUGGUAACACUGGUAUUGGAUUAGCAUUUGUUAGUGCAAUUAGAAAUUAUAAACUUAUUCUAGUAAUGUCUGCAAAUAUGUCUUUAGAAAGAAGAACUUUAUUUAAGGCUUAUGGAGCUGAAUUGGUUUUAACUGAUCCUUCUUUAGGAAUUCAAGGAGCUUUUGAUAAAUUAAAUGCUUUAGCUAAAGUAAUUCCAAAUGCUUAUGUUUUGGAUCAAUUUAAGAAUCCUCAAAAUCCAGGUAUACAUUAUAGAACAACUGGACCUGAAAUUUGGAAACAAACAAAUGGUGAAAUUGAUGUAGCAUGUUUUGGUGUUGGUACUGGAGGUACAUUAACAGGAACAGGUAGAUUUUUAAAGGAAAAAAAAAGUGAAGUUAAAAUUUAUGCUGUUGAACCAUAUGAAUCAUCAAUUAUUAAUGGUAAACCAAAAGGACCACAUAAAAUACAAGGUAUUGGAACUGAUAUUAUACCUGAUAAUUUAGAUCUUACAAUAAUUGAAGAAGCAAUAAGAGUAAAAUCAGAUGAUGCUAUUUGUAUGGCUAGAAGAAUGGCAAAAGAAGAAGGAAUAUUAUGUGGAAUAUCAUCUGGUGCAAAUGUUUGUGCAGCAUUAGAAUUAGCUAAAAAAUCUGAAAAUAAAGGAAAAUUAAUUGUUACAACAUUAGCAUCAUUUGGAGAAAGAUACUUAUCAACAGCACUUUUUAGUGAAAUAAGAGAAGAAGCUCAAAAUUUAACAUUUAAUUCUAUUGAUGAAGAUAUUGAAUAUUUUAGAAAAUUAUAUAAUUUUUAG